AUGACCUCCAGCCCGGCUGAUAUCGAUCAAUGGUUCCAGGGCCAGGUUGUGUUCCUCACUGGAGGCACCGGGACCUUAGGAGGCUGUCUCCUGUACAAGCUUGCCUUGCAGCUUCCCACCAGGCGGAUAUUCGUACUCUGUCGAGGAUCGGUCUAUCAAGCCAUCAGUAAGCUCGAGAACUCAAUGCCAGAACAAAUGGACGAUAUCCUCGAAACGCAAAAAGUUUGCUUUGUUGUCGGUGACAUCACAAAGCCCAAUUUGGGACUUCAAAAGUCUGAUCUGUUGCAACUGCAAACCCAAGUGACUGUGGUGAUUAACAGUGCCGGGAAUGUAUCAUUGCUACAAGAUCUACGUGGGUCUAUUUCUGAUAAUUGCGUCCCUCACAUGGCGCUGAUGAACAUGUGUGCUCAAUUUACGGGAAUCAAAAUAUUUUUACAUAUCUCCAGUGCGUUUGUCAACAGUUUCCUCCCCGGGGGUGACGUCGGGGAGCAAGUCUACAACGCUUAUGGCGAUGCAACCGAUGCAACCGAUGCACACAAGGACCUUCAAGCCAUCCUUUCGACAGGGUCGUCCAAUCUCAACUCGCCAUUUGUCGCCCCAUAUGCACAUGCCAAAUACAUCGCCGAGCGUCUAAUGCUCGAAACAGCGCCGUUGCCUCUUCUUGUCGUUCGCCCUUCGAACAUUGGCCCAGCCAUUCGUGACCCCGCCCCUCUCUACGGAAUUCACAUGGUUAUUCCCAUACAUACUUAUGUGCAAUGCUUCUUAAGCAGUUCUACACACGCGCAAAGCAUACUCAAUGACAAAUUGUCAGCCCAGAAUAUCCUCGACGAGGUACCCGUCGACCUCGUCGCCAAUACAUGUCUCCUUCAUCUGGCGAUUGGAACAACCGGGGUCGUUCACUCGGCUGCAGAUCUCUACGUGCCUAGAACCCUUGAGGAUUUUAGACGCAAGUCCUCGGAGACUUUGCCGGCGAAUCUCAUGGAAAGGCUACAUAAGCUAGAUGUUGGCGAAACACCUGAGUUUGUGUCGCACUUGGCGCACACUUUUACCUGCUUCUUUCGCAACUGGAAAUUUGAGUGCAAGAGGUCUGACAUCUUGCGCGACAUUCGAGGGCCCCUGGCAUUGAGGAUUGAAAAUCAUGACCCCGAGGAAUUUCUGGAAUUACGGAUCCAUCGCGUAGCGCAGAUGUUUCUUGAUAGUGUGACAAAUAUGACUUUGGCGUAUAGUUCACGCUGA
Messenger RNA from Penicillium nucicola, 1236 nucleotides. Its product is annotated as male sterility protein-domain-containing protein. Bases 1 to 1236 code for a protein of 411 amino acids. Gene Ontology annotation, biological process: long-chain fatty-acyl-CoA metabolic process. The record is from RefSeq and is a predicted model, not a curated record. Gene Ontology annotation, molecular function: alcohol-forming very long-chain fatty acyl-CoA reductase (NADP+) activity. The transcript has a single exon. Gene Ontology annotation, cellular component: peroxisome. Lineage: Eukaryota; Fungi; Ascomycota; Eurotiomycetes; Eurotiales; Aspergillaceae.